AUACUCCUCGCAAUAGUGCGACCUCGUAUAGCUUACUGUGUGCGGUGCAUAACGUUUGUUAUACUCUUUUCUUAUUCUCUCUUGUAGAUCUAUGUCGAUUUACAUUAAAACAUCGGAUUAAAUAACGAUUGUUUGUUCACGCAUGUUAUGAAUAGUAUCGAAUUCAACAAAAUACUUAUGUCAGGCAUUGAAUUAUUCGUUGAAUUAGUUGACGGGUUAGCAUUCUGAGAAACGCAUCGCUAUAGGACUUAGAAAUUUAUAGACGAACUGUUGGUAUUAAAGAGAACAAUAUAUCAAUGGUAAGAAGAUAUCUAAAGCUGAAAGAAUCUUCUAACAAAAGACCAUCAGUCGAAGAGCCUUUAUUUAUCGAAUGUGAUUUCGAUGACAUUACGUUUAGUCCACCAUCUCAUGACGACAGCUUCUUUUACAUACGAUAUCCGAAGACACAAAAUCGAUCAUCGGUUUCGCAAGAAUAUCGGCCGAUUGACGAAGUUUUUGAGGAACAAAAUAUUACUUCAUCAACAAAUAAUGUGAAAGUACAGGAUACGCAACAACAACAGUCUACCGAGGAGAAGAAAAAAAAUCAGGAAAUUGAUUUCAGCAAGCAUCCCUUACCUUGUCAACCGUUUAUACCAUCAACUUUAACAGCGAAUAAAGAAAAAGGAAUUAAAUCAAGUCCGAAGGUAUUAGUGACCGAUAAUACGAAGAUUACAAAAUCACAGGGGGUAGAUGAUGGAUUUCACGGCAAGCCAGCACUUUGUGGAAAGUCAAUUGUUCUUGUAGCUAACCAGAUGAUGUCUAACAAACUUCACGAGACUAUUUCGGCCGAGCAGGCCGCCAGUCAACCCAGAAGAGGAAGCAAAUCUUUACCAGCCACUCCAGUCGCUUCGCCAUCAGGCAGUCCAAGCGGUUCGCCUAAGGCUCGUCGUCGUGUUUCUUCGAACCGAUACUUUGCAGGAGCAUCCCUUAAUGAUUGCGGGAAAUAUCAGGGAGGUUGGAUCUUGGCAAGCAUCUUCGGACAAUCUAGGGAACUCGUUACUAGCAAGAUCGAAGAAGAGGACGAAGCAAACAUCGAAGUCGCAACUGCUCCGCUUAGAUCGCUUGCUCGGAAGAAAUCCAUUUCGUCGCAAAAUCUUACAUAUGUAGGAAGCGAUGAGAAAUCAGAAAAAUCAGCUGCUUACCUAAAUGCAUUUCGAGCAAAACCAUCGCAAUUAAGAGAAAUGAAUUUCUGGUCCCCAACAUCGAUGUGAACCAAUGUAGUAAAUUGUUAUUCGUUUACAUCUUAAGCUUAGUUAAUCAAUAGCGAUUAAUUCGGAAAGAAGGAUUUUUUUAGAAGGAAAGCACGAUAGAAAUAUAUACAUAUUAUUGUCACUUUCUGAGUUUUUUAAAAUCAACGAAUGAACGCAUUGAUAAAACGAAAAAUAAACAAAGGAGAGCAGCUUUUUGCUCGUUAUUUUUCGUGUAUUCUUAACAAUGUGCUUAUUAUAGUUAGUACGAUUAUUUAAUAACGUAUUUGUGCUUAUUCUUUCUUUUUUCUAUUUUUUCGGCUUUUAAUUAAUGCUAUUAAACAAAGAUGUUCUUUCCUUAAUGGUCUUUCUUUAAUAGUGGAACACUAUCAUAAUGAUGAUGACAUAGAUCAGGAAUACAAAAGGAAAUACUCGUGUAUC
Molecule: messenger RNA, 1667 nt
Organism: Bombus impatiens (common eastern bumble bee)
Lineage: Eukaryota; Metazoa; Arthropoda; Insecta; Hymenoptera; Apidae
Exons: 3
Coding region: 297-1250 (317 amino acids)
Source: RefSeq, a predicted model, not a curated record